GAUUUCGGAGGAGUCGUCUAUCUCGUCUGGGUUUUAUUUUCAGCAAAGAUCUUAUAGCGAAGAUCUUUGAUUUUCUGCGCAUGUGAGGUGGCAGCAGACUGCGAGCAAAGAUAAUCUUUGCUGCGAGCUGAAGCGGAAGCGGAGAAGCUGGGGAACAGCAACAGUAGCAGCAACAGUAGCAGCAGCAACAGCAGCAGCAACAGCAGCAGCAACAACCAAAGAUCCUAUAGCAGAGAAUCUAUAGGAUCUUUGGCAACAACAACAACAACAACAACAACAGCAACAGGAGUAGCAGCAACAGGAGCAGCAACAGGAGCAGCAACAGCAGCAGCAGCAGCAGUGCCGAGACGGACCCGGUCACUAGCGGUGAGCCGCAGUAGAGCGGACCCGCUGCACCUGCAGCAUGGAGCAGCUGAGCGCAGGUGGCGGUGGGGAAAAUGCAGUGGAGUACUUUUUUAAACAAGGAAGAAUCCAUUCCAAAGAUGCCCUGGAAAUCAUCUGGUAUCACGCUGCCAACAAAAUAGCACAAAUGAAUGAAGCAUUGGAAAGUGAUGCACAUAUGAUUGAAGCAGAUAUUAGUUUUGGCAGCCAAGGUCCAAUUAUGGCCCAUCCUCCUGCGACUGACAAUGACAACACUUUGCAAAAUUGGUUGAAUGAGGUGCUGCCAUCAGAUAAAGGCAUCAAACUGGAUUUUAAAAGUUUGUCAGCUGUGGAACCUGCGAUGAAAAUGUUAGUUUCAAUGAAGCUUCCCCUCGUGAGGCCAGUGUGGAUCAACGCCGACAUCCUGCCAGGACCGAAUGCGAGCAGUACAGCACUGAUCGCCAAGGAGUUUCUGCACAUUGUAACGUCGUACUUACCCGAUGUAACGCUCUCUCUGGGAUGGACAACCAACGUUACAAACCAAACGCAAGGUUACACCUGGGAGAUGGUAAAGGAGAUGGAGCACAUUUGCCAGACGCUAUGCCAGCCAGUAACGUUCCCUGUCAGAGCAGCACUGCUUCGAUCGUCCUGGCCACAGUUUCGCUGGUUACUGCAGCAGUCAGAAAGAUACAGUCUGACUGUGUGGACGGGAAGAGACGAUUCAUACACUCUUGAAGACAUGUUAUACAUCCGAGAGGACUUCGACAAAUCAAAGAUCUAUUAUGAUCUUUUUGAACCUCAAAUCAGUGCCUUAAGGCAGGCAGCAAACUAGAAAACUGCAGACCUCAAAUACCAGCAAGUUAAUCACAAAGACAGAACUUGCAUUUAUUCAGCGUUUUGAACAUAGUAAACCAUCCCAAGAUAAUUAUCAAAUGCAAUUUAAGACGCGUUGGGCGGCACGGUGGCGCAGCAGUAGGGUUGCUGCCAUACAGCGCCGGAGACCCAGGUUCGAUCCCGACUACGGGUGCUGUCUGUACGGAGUUUGUACGUUCUCCCCGUGACCUGCGUGGGGUUUCUCCGAGAUAUUCGGUUUCCUCCCACACUCCAAAGACGUGCCGGUUUGUAGGUUAAUUGGCUCUAUAUGAGUGUAAAAAUGGUCCCAAUGUAGACUAGUGUUAAAGUGCGGGGACCGUUAGUCGGUGUGGGCUCUUCCCAUGUUGUAUCUCUAAACUAAACUAAACUAAAGCAUAGGUGAACCUGGUACUGGGAUUAGCAUGCCACACUUUAAUUUUUGUUAUUCAUUCAACGGACGUGGGCUUUGUAGGCCGAGCAUUUAAUUACCCAUUCUAGAUUGCCUUUGAGGGAGUGGUGGUGAAAUACCUCCUCGACUGUUGCAACUCAUGAGGUGUGGACAAAUCCAACAGGGCUGCCAGGAAGGGAGUUCCAUGAUUUUGACACAAUGCUGGUAUGAAAUAUUGUAAUCGUACAUUAUCUCUUCAUAAUUCAAAUAGUUGGCCUGGAUUGGAGCAUCAUAGUUACAAGGAUAGGCUCGUUUUUUUUCCCCUGGAAUAGAGGAGCCUGAGGGGUGCCUGUUCCGUAGAGGAGGCUGAGGGGUGCCUGUUCUGUAGAGGAGGCUGAGGGAUGCCUGUUUUUUUAUAACUGCAGGUCAAGGGAUCAUGUCUCCUGUGUAUUUGCUCCAAUAUCAUGGCAGUAUUUCAAACUUGCCCUACCCAUUCUUUGAACAUUUGGAACUUACGGGCAGAAGUAGUAAAACAUUGUUAACUCGGGUUUCCAUCUGUUGUCUUGGACAAAGGUGGCUUAACAGGACCUUUGACCUAUUUAACAAGAAGAGCGUGUUUCUGGAAAUACAGAUAAUAUUCACCACCUUCAACGUGAAACUAAUUCUGUAAAGACUCAUAUCCAAAAAUCCUUUAUCCUUUCCCGGGGGGCACAAUGGCGUGGCGGUAGAGCUACUGCUUUACAGCGCCAGAGAGCCAGGUUCGAUCCUGGCUGCAGGUGCUGUCUGUAUGGAGUUUAUACCUUCUCCCCGUGACCUGUGCGGGUUUUCUCCAAGAUAUUUGGCUUCCUCCCACACUCCAGAGACAUACAGGUUUGCAGGUUAAUUGGCUUGGUAUAAUUGUAAAAUUGUCCCUAGUGUGUGUUGGAGUAGUGUUAGUUUGUGGGGAUCACUGGUCAGUGCGGACCUGCAAACGCGGGCCUUUCUCCCUGCUGUAUCUCUAAACUAAACUAAUCUAAACAGCUGUGCAAAGUUUUAUUCAACCGUUAUCUAGUCCAGGAAACCGCACCCUGCACGUGAAAAGGGUUCAUUGAACUUUAAAACUAUUUCCCAGCAUUUGUUGUGGCAACCUCUCACGUAAGUUCAGAAUGUAGAUAUCAAAUGUGAUGGAGAACCAUACAUAGAUUAGAUGAACGUACUGUAUAUUUGGAUGUAAGCCUUGAAACUGGAUUGUAUACCUCUGUUUUGUUGUCAGCAUAAUGCUUUUUAAAACCCAUUUAACCUGAAGUAAACCAUAUUUGUAACAUUCCUAGUUCAAACUAGACCAACUGUGUAAUGCAACUGAAGUGAAAUUCACCUUUGUGAUUCCAAUGCCGUUGAUAUGCCAGGGAUACACGCAAUGAUGUUUUUGGGUGACAUCAUCUUAGCGUAGUUCAAUUCUUUCGAAGCAUUUGAGUGUUUCAUACGAAACACCCAAGUGAACAUGGUCUUAAUCGCACAUCGCCAAUAUAGGAUACGCACAGAUGAGCAAAAUACUUAGCUAACUUCUCAGGCCACCAUUCUCUGCAUUAAAACAACCCACUAGAGCAAGAAUACAUAACUUGCGAUAAUCUAAAAAUUGAGUGCAAUUCAUAACCCAUGAUAUUAUCAUUAAUUUAAUUUAAAAUUUAAACGAUUGUGGUGCAUAGGUCUCGAAACGAAAGAGAGGAGUCAGGUACCUCUCUUGGACCCACAAUACCUCUACUCUGAUCAAGAAGGGUCAUCAGCGUCUCUUCUUCCUGAGGAGACUGAAGAAGGUCCAUCUGUCUCCUCAGAUCCUGGUGAACUUCUACCGCUGCACCAUCGAUAGCAUCCUUACCAACUGCAUCACAGUAUGGUAUGGCAUCUGCUCUGUCUCCGACCGGAACGCAUUGCAGACAGUGGUGAAAAUUGCCCAACGCAUCACCGGUUCCUCGCUCCCCUCCAUUGAGUCUGUCCAAAGCAAGAGCUGUCUGCGGAGGGCGCUCAGCAUCGCCAAGGACUGCUCUAACCCCAACCAUGGACUGUUUACCCUCCUACCAUCCGGGAGGCGCUACAGGUCUCUCCGUUGCAUUUCGUGGUCUCUGUACUGUACACUGACAAUGACAAUUAAAAUUGAAUCUGAAUCUGAAUCUGAUUUCGAGAGGCACCUUUAUUUGUGUUCCUCCCGGUUGUAGGGAAGCCCACGAGAGAAAGAUGGCACCCAAACCCCUUGCCUUUAAACCCUCUGGUUAAGGGCCGCUUCCGGACUGAACCAUUCCCGUGCCGAGGGGUUUGACAGUUAGGAUGGCCCGACCCUUGGGAGCCGCCACAGGACCCCCCCCCCCCCCCCCAGAACCCGAGGCACGAAACGCACCGGCGGGCACACGACCCGGCCGGACCGCGUGCGGAAGUCAGCCGAUCGUGGGGCUGGCAGAGGCACAGGUGGAGGGAUUGGCGGGAGGACAGGUGGAGUGACAGGCGGAGGGAGCCGUGAAGGGGGGCGCAUUCGAGGCCGAGGUUGGACAACCAGCACCGGCUGGUCAAUGUCCAGGUGUGCCGGCUUCAACCAGUCAAUCGACACGGCCUCCGGCCGGCCCCCCAUGUCAAGCACAUAGGUCAUCCACCCGUGUUCCAGCACCCGGAACGGGCCCUCGUACGACCUCUGGAGUGGCGUCCGGUGGGCAUCAUGGCGCAGGAAAACGUAGGGGCAGUCCCGGAUGGCUGAUGGCACAUGCAGGCGAAAUGUCCUAUUGGCAGCCGGCCCAGGCGUUUCCCGGGAACAUGCACGACUGGCGGCAUUGCCGUGCUGCAGCACCCCAGCGCUGAUGGUAGUAGCACCAGCGCCUCCUGUUGGUGGCACUUGAAGCUUGCUGGCUCCUGGUGGUGGCACUUGGAGCUCGCUGCCGCUGGACUGCAGGUGCAGUAUAUGACACGGCCGCAGGGGGCGAUCAUACGGGCCGUCGGGCUGGAGCUGUCACUCCUUCCACAGCUCCCCCGGCCCACCGGUGGAAAUCGGGAGCUGCCGGGGUGAGGUCAUCGGUGUGCCUGCCGACGGCCAGCCCAUUGACGUUAUCAGGACGCGCCAUCCACAGCGCGUCAGUGCGCCUACCGAGGGCCCUGAUGUCGGCGAAGGAGGCAUCCGUGAGCUGAAGACGGAUGUAGGCUGGCAGCAGAUGGAGGUAUAUAUAUUCAAACAAUAGGCACGGUGUGUGCCCAUGUAGGAGAGCAACCAUCUCUUUUAGGAGGCUUGAUGGCCGUCUCUCGCCUAGGCCCUCCAUAUGAAGGAGCCUGGCAGCACGCUUCUCGGUGGCCGGGGGGGGCUGCUAGGAAGUCCGUGACCUCUUCAACCGUGUCCUGGUCGAGGGCCCCCACCAGGUAAUAGAAGCGGGUGGCAUCGACUGUGAUGCCCCGCAGGAUGAAUUGGGCCUCCGCCUGCGUGCGGCCCACCAGAUGUGCGGCCGGGUGGUCGAAAAGGUGGGCAAUCUAACAGAGACCGUGUCCAGAGACAGGGCCGGCCCGGCCUGUGAGGUGGUAGGGCUUUCGGCUUUCUCCAGCAUGACGACAAUGGAGUGUCGGGGUCACCAAUGUGGUGCGUACGUCUCGAAACGAAAGAGAGGAGUCAGGUAUUUCGAGAGGCACCUUUUUUUGUGUUCCUCCCGGUUGUAGGGAAGCCCACGAGAGAAAGAUGGCACCCAAACCCCUGCCUUUAAACCCUCUGGUUAAGGGCCGCCUCCGGACUGAACCAUUCCCGUGCCGAGGGGUUUGACAGUUAGGAUGGCCCGACCCUUGGGAGCCGCCACACGAUGAACGUUUCAAAUAGGCUGUAAACUGCAAAGGAAAUCCUGAACUUUUUUACUAAUGAAGGACAUUUUUUAAAUUCUGGAUUCUUGCGACAUCACUGAGAUCACAAGUCAAUGCCUAAGUAACAAGAUUAUGCCGUGCCUCUUCUCAGCAGGUGAACGCAAAUAUGAAUAAAGAAAUAUACGGCAACAGGUUUGGGCUACUGAUAAACUUUUCUCCACCAAGCAUCUGGGUUGUGCUAAUGGUAACAAUAGACAAAUAGGAAGGAGAAUGGCAUAAACAAAGGAAUGUUUAGUAUAGUUUAGAUAUACAGCACAGAAACAGGCUCUUCUGCCCACCGAGUCCACACCGACUAGCGAUCUCCGCACAUUAAAACUAUCCUACACAGUAGGGACAAUUUACAAUUUUUACAGAAGCCAAUUAACCUAGAAUUGACCUGCAGUCAGGAUCGAACUCUGGUCUCUGGCGCUGUAAGGCAGCAACUCUACCGCUGUGCCGCCCCUAUGUUUGGUCAAUCUAGUGGCUGUGAUUUUUGGAUUAUGAGCAGCUCGGGUGGAUGGGGUCAACUUGCAAGGUGUUGUGGCAGAACAUUCCAAGUAGUCAUCAUGGUGAAAUGUAUCUGAAAUCAUUUAGGACUAAAGAAUAAAUAAUAUUUUGAUUAAAGGGAACUGCAGCUUGAGUGACUAGUUACAGUUAAGGGUAAAAGUAGUAUAAGGCAUAGAAUUCAGCAGUCGUAUUGGAGUAUAAGAUGUGUGAUAUUUUAUAUCAUAACUUCAGGCAGCAUUGCAUGUCAUGUGUUUUGUAGUGUUUAUUUGUGGGGGUUGGUUAUAUGUUAAUAAAUGUUUUAAAAGA
Messenger RNA from Leucoraja erinaceus (little skate), 6250 nucleotides. RefSeq names its product family with sequence similarity 151 member B (gene fam151b). The record is from RefSeq and is a predicted model, not a curated record. NCBI's taxonomy places the organism in Eukaryota, Metazoa, Chordata, Chondrichthyes, Rajiformes, Rajidae. Bases 404 to 1192 code for a protein of 262 amino acids. The transcript is spliced from 6 exons.